Molecule: messenger RNA, 1668 nt
Organism: Nicotiana attenuata
Lineage: Eukaryota; Viridiplantae; Streptophyta; Magnoliopsida; Solanales; Solanaceae
Exons: 3
Coding region: 1-1668 (555 amino acids)
Source: RefSeq, a predicted model, not a curated record
AUGACUGGAAGCCCCAAUAUUGCCAAAUAUGUUGUCAAAUUGGUCACUCAUGUAAUGAUCAACAGAGACAGAACAAAGAGGAUGGACAAUAGAGAGAUGGAGAAGCUAUGCCUAAUCAACAAGGAAAAGAUAAAGAAUGGCAGGUUGCUAGAGGAAAAUCAACAUCAAAAAAGCAAAUGGAAAUCAAACAGAGAGGAUGAAGUAGACAUUGGAAAUGCCUUUAAAGACAUAAUUGACACAACUCAAAAAAUUGUGCAACUGUCUGAAACACAGGGGACAAGAGGGCAGAGAAGAAGAAAUGAAGUAUUAAUAGCUAUACUGGAGAAUAGAGUCAAGGCUAAUAAAGCUGAACCAAUAAUGAGGAAGGUGUUUGGCAAUUGGCAAUGGACUACUAACUAUGAUGAGGCGCCUGGUGGCAGGAUUUGGGUAAUUUGGGACCAAACAAAGGUGGAGUUUGAGGUUAAACAAGUCCAUGAACAAUACAUAGCAGGACAUGUGGUUUUGAGGCAACGCAACAACAAGUUCAUAUUUGUUGCAGUGUAUGAAAAAUAUAGCAUACAGGACAGGAAGAGUCUGUGGACUGACUUGAAAGGAACUAUGAGUGGAAUACAAGACCCAAGCUUAAUAAUAGGAGACAUUAAUAGUAUUUUGUCCAUAGAAGAUAGAGUGAUGGGGAAUCCAAUACAAGAAGGGGAAGUGACAGACUUCAAAAAAUUCAUAGCUGAUGUUGGACUAGUUGAACUCAAAACAAUAGGGAGGAACUACACCUGGACAAACAACCAUGUCCAUAGUAUAAUAGAUAGAAUACUUGCCAAUGCAGAGUGGAUACAAAAAUGGCCUAAUAUGGAGGGAACUAUUAUGCAACCAGGUUUUUUAGAUCAUUGCCCUCUAAUGGUAAAUGUUGCUGAGCCUACUGGGAUGGGAAAAAGACCAUUUAAAUUCUUUAAUUGCUUAGAAGCUCAUCAUAAAUUUGAUGAUAUAGUCAGUCAAUGUUGGAAGAAGAGAAUUAGGGGAAAUCCAAUGCUGAAGGUGUGGUACAAAUUAAAUCUGAAAAAAGAUUUGAAGCAAUUAAAUAAUAAAGAGUACAACAGCGUGGGGCCAAAGAUCCAAGCAGCAAGGAACAAACUGAUGAACAUUCAAAUGGGAAUGGCAUCUCUAGAAAAUGAUGAUGAAGUAAUAGCACAAGAGAAGGAGACAAAAGUUGAAUUGGCAAAAUGGAUGGAAAUGGAGGAAAGUAUUAUGAAGCAGAAGGCAAGAAUCAAAUGGCUUAAAGUAGGGGACUCUAACACAGCAUAUUUUCAUGCUUGUGUAGAAAAUAGGCAGGCAAGAAAUCACAUAGGCAGACUGAUGGACAACACAGGACAACUUCUACAAAGUGUUAAUGAAGUAGAAGAGGAGAUCCUAAGCUUCUACAAAAAAUUACUUGGUACAGCAGCCUCAACAUUACCAAUAGUUGAUCCAGAUGUUAUGCAGAAUGAAUACACUCUGAAUAGGCAGCAACAAAUGCAGUUAAUCAAACUAAUUACUAAAGAGGAGGUGCAGAAAGCAUUACGGGACAUUGAUGAUAGCAAGGCACCAGGAUGUGAUGGAUAUAACUCCCACUUUUUCAAGAAAGCAUGGAACAUAAUUGGAGAAGAAGUUAUUAAAGUAGUGCUGGAGUUUUUUUGA